AUGUAUCAUUUGGAAAAAUUACUAUUUUUCUUUUUAACAAUUCUAAUUAAUAUUAAUUCAAUUAAUUCUAAAACUUUUAAAGAAAAUGAUUUGUUAACUUUUCAAAAUAAAGGAAAUUAUAAUGUAGAAAGACAAAAAAGGCAAUCCGGUAGAGGUGGAAGAAUUAUUAGACCUCCAGUUCAAAGAAGGCCACCACAACAGAGACCCCAAUUACAAAGAAUACAACAACAAAGAAAUGCUCAACGACAACAAAGAGCACAGGAACUAAGAAGAUUAGAACAACAAAUAAGACAACUUCAACAACAAUUGUAUCAACAAAAACAAAGAAUAUUAGAAAGACAACGUCAAGAACGUGAAAGAAGACGAAAAGAAGCCAUAGAAAGAAUUAGAAAAGAAGAAGAAAGAAAACGACAAGAAGAAGAUAGAAAACGACAAUCAACAACUACUACUACUGUAAAACCUGAAGAAGAAAGUGAUCUUAAUGAAAAUGACGACUCUGAAGAUUAUUACUAUCACGCUCCAAGAGAAGACGAAAUAAUUAGUGAAGAAGUGGAAGAAGAAACGGAUGACAAUGAUCAAGAAAAAAUGGACAAUGAAGAACCUUCAAUGAAUCAAGAAGUACAUUAA
Molecule: messenger RNA, 627 nt
Organism: Strongyloides ratti
Lineage: Eukaryota; Metazoa; Nematoda; Chromadorea; Rhabditida; Strongyloididae
Exons: 2
Coding region: 1-627 (208 amino acids)
Source: RefSeq, a predicted model, not a curated record